AUGAUCGUGGCAGUCAAGAAGUUGCAAGGAAUCCAUCAACAUCUCGACAGAAUCGAGUUGGAGUUCGAUCGGGAGAUCGAGGUGAUGAGAACCAUUAGACAUCCGAACAUCGUUCUGUUUCUUGGAGGCGGUCGUUACCAUGACGACGGUUGCCAAUUUGUCGUUGUGGAGUAUAUGGCUAGAGGGUCGUUGGCGACAGUUUUAGAAGACGAAGACAUCGAAUUGGAAGAUAGUCUGAAGCUAAGAUUUGCUCUAGAGGCAGCCAAAGGCCUAAGAUUUUUCACAAUUAACGGUCUCCACGAGUGCACAGUAAAAGUGGUAUCUGUUGGUCAGCCAGCGAUGGGUAGUCAAGGUGGCCGAUUUUGGAGCAGCCCGAUUGGUACGAGAAGAAGGAAAACAUCAAGAGACUGUUAG
Molecule: messenger RNA, 414 nt
Organism: Corticium candelabrum
Lineage: Eukaryota; Metazoa; Porifera; Homoscleromorpha; Homosclerophorida; Plakinidae
Product: probable serine/threonine-protein kinase drkA
Exons: 1
Coding region: 1-414 (137 amino acids)
Biological process (GO): protein phosphorylation
Molecular function (GO): ATP binding; protein kinase activity
Source: RefSeq, a predicted model, not a curated record